Messenger RNA from Chilo suppressalis (striped riceborer), 1316 nucleotides. Lineage: Eukaryota; Metazoa; Arthropoda; Insecta; Lepidoptera; Crambidae. The record is from the annotation of a GenBank genome assembly.
UUCGGAACAGUGAUUUUACAUUUCACAUUUUUUGAUAUAGGAAUUGGAACUGUGAUUUUACGUUUAACAUUUGUACUUGGUAUCGGAACUCUUACAAGAUGUGGCCGGUCUUCUUAUUGCUGUCUAUUUGCGUGCCCGACGCGUGGGGUCACGGGCGAGUAUGGCAGCCGCCGUCCCGCGCGACGGCGUGGCGGCUCGGCUAUCAGACCGCACCGGACUACGACGACGAUGGCGUCAACUGCGGCGGACUGUACUACCAGUGGUCGGUGAAUGGCGGCAAAUGCGGCAUAUGCGGAGAUGCCUUCGAUCUUCGCGAGCCGCGACCCCACGAGCUUGGUGGAGUUUUCGGCGCCGGCGAGAUCGUUGGGCACUACUUGCCCGGUGACAUCAUCUCCACCACUGUAGAGCUCACCACCUCCCACCUGGGCUUCUGGCAGUUCAAAAUUUGCCCCGACCCCUUCGACAACGACCAGGAAUGCUUCGACCGCCAUCCUCUUCAGUUAGAAUCCGGCGGCACAGUCUACUAUCCUCGAAGAGGCAGUGUCAAGUACACGCUCAACUACAGACUCCCUCAGGGCUUAGUGUGUGAACACUGCGUGCUGCAAUGGAAAUACACAGCUGGAAACAACUGGGGCACCUGCAAGAACGGCACUCAAGGUUUGGGAUGCGGGAAUCAGGAACAAUUCGGUGCCUGCUCCGACAUAUCCAUCGGUCUAGCGACAGGGAACAGCAUAGACGAAGAUCUAGCUCCGGAAUACAGCGAGAUACCAUCGCCUUUAUUAUAUUACUUGAAGCAUGGGUACUUCGAAAAUCAACAAGCAAGCGGGGCACAGCGCUGUAAAGCGGCUACAAAAGCCGGCGCACAGCGCUGUAAAGUGGCUACAGAAGUCGGCGCACAGCGCUGUAAAGCGGCUACAAAAGCCGGUGCGCGACUGCUCCCGGUUCUUGGCCGCACACGGAAUCGCCGUACUGCGCUCUCAGUCGCUCUUAACCGCUACUUGACAGUUGGCCAUGGAAAGCUCAAUCGUUUGGGCAACAACCGUCUCGUUAACGAGCGCCCUAAGGUUACAACCCCAAUGCAGAGACGCUCGCCUAGCACCAAGCUACUUGCCUGGCGACUAACCAUAGUUAAAGAUCAAAACACGCAGAAGCCGAGGCAAAGCGGGCUGAUGCAACUACUUAAGAAUAAAGUAGCGGUCCGGCAGCGGCCACAGAAGAGCAGACUGAACAGCAAGUACACCCGACGGAAGAAGGGCAAGAAGAACAAACCUAGGAAGAGGAAGAAGGCUACAGCGUUUAGGGGAAACCGGAUGUGA